GUCUACCCGCUACCUUAACCUAGCACUUCUAACCAUCCUGACAUCGAUAACAAGUCCUUCAAUACUCCGAUUGUCAUUCGGAAUCACGACAGACAUCAUGCCCCAAUCCUUCCGCGUAGUCGAGCACACGGUCGCUUGCUCACACUCGCGCGAGUACGCGACGGCAACGGCCCACGGCGACGGUGACCGGCCACGGCUUGCCGUCAAGCAGUACAUACCCAUAGACAACCCAAACCCACAGCCAGGUGAUGUCACCAUCAUCGGCGCCCACGCGAAUGGCUUCCCAAAGGAGUUGUACGAGCCACUCUGGGAUGAGCUGCACGCCCGAGCUGCAAAAAGUGGCAUCCGCAUCCGGUCCAUCUGGAUCGCCGACAUGUGGAACCAGGGCCAGUCUGGCGUGCUGAACGAGGAGAUACUUGGCAACGACCCCAGCUGGUGGGACCACACCAGAGACCUGAUGAACCUCAUCAACAUGAAGCGCGACGAGAUGCCACACCCGCUGGUCGGCAUCGGCCACAGCAUGGGCGGCGCGCAGCUCGCUUUCCUCUCCCUCUGCAACCCGCGCCUCCUCCGCUCUCUCGUGCUCCUCGACCCAGUCAUCACAACCACUUCAAGCGGUUUAGGGCCGGCCUUGGCCUCCACCAGCCGCCGCGACAUCUGGGACUCCCGCGCGUCAGCCGCGCAGAAAUUUGCCCAGUCCAAAUUCUACCAGUCCUGGGACCCGCGCGUGCUAGACCUCUGGAUCCAGCACGGCCUGCGCAGCGUGCCGACCGAGCUCUACCCGUCCGACUCUCCGUCUACCGACACCCGCGUGACGCUGACCACCACAAAACACCAGGAGCUGUUCAACUUCCUCCGGCCGACGUAUCGGGAUGGCGGGAAGCUGCCGGACUGGGACUCGGAGGUGUUGGGCGACAUUGAGUUCCGGCGGUACCCGUUCUACCGGCCGGAGCCGUUGCACGCGUUCAAGCGGCUGCCGGAGCUGCGGCCGAGCGUGCUGUACGUCUUUGGGGAGACGUCUAAUGUGUCGCCGCCUGCGGAGCGCACGGCCAAGAUGGACCGGACGGGGACUGGAACCGGGGGCAGUGGUGGGGCGGCCAAAGGACGGGUGAAGGAGGUGGUGCUGGACUGUGGGCAUCUCGUGGCCAUGGAGCGGGUGGCCGAGUGUGCCGAUGCGGCAGUUGGGUUUCUGAAAGGGGAAUUGGAAAUGUGGAAGAGGGAGCAGCGGGCGUUCGAGGAGGAGCGGGCGCGGGUGGGGAGGAGGGAGUUGGUAAUGGUUGAUGAGCGAUGGAAGAGCGAGCUCAAGCCCAAGCCAAAGAUCUAAAGGGAUGAGUAUUGGAUAUAAUGGAUUCUGUAACUGCGCCUUAAAUCAUCAUACAAGGGACACUGUGGAAUAAAGAACCUGGAGGCAGAACCGGAGCACCCUGCCGAAGAAAAGCGCGAGCGCGAUAUGAAGC
This is a messenger RNA of Parathielavia appendiculata, 1457 nucleotides long. Its product is annotated as alpha/beta-hydrolase. The coding region runs from base 98 to 1324 and encodes 408 amino acids. The transcript is spliced from 4 exons. The record is from RefSeq and is a predicted model, not a curated record. NCBI's taxonomy places the organism in Eukaryota, Fungi, Ascomycota, Sordariomycetes, Sordariales, Chaetomiaceae.